AUGGCGUGCCGGCGGUCCCUGCCGCUCCCCGCCGCCCCGGCUCUCGGCUGCGCGCUGCUCCUCGCCUUCAAGUUCACCUGCAGUCGAGCAAAAGAUGUGAUAAUACCAGCAAAGCCACCUGUCAGCUUUUUCUCCUUGAGGUCUCCGGUCCUUGACCUCUUCCAGGGGCAGCUGGACUAUGCAGAACACGUUCGCCGUGAUUCGGAGGUGGUCCUACUCUUCUUCUAUGCCCCGUGGUGUGGGCAGUCCAUUGCUGCCAGGGCAGAGAUUGAGCAAGCUGCAAGUCGGCUUUCAGACCAGGUGUUGUUUGUGGCAAUUAACUGUUGGUGGAACCAGGGGAAAUGCAGAAAACAGAAACACUUCUUUUAUUUUCCUGUGAUAUAUCUGUAUCAUCGAAGUUUUGGACCAAUCGAAUACAAAGGCCCCAUGAGUGCUGUUUACAUUGAGAAGUUUGUCCGCCGGGUGAUGAAACCACUUCUCUACAUCCCAUCUCAAUCAGAAUUACUAGAUUUUCUCUCAAACUACGAGGAA
Galeopterus variegatus (Sunda flying lemur) is the source of this 531-nucleotide messenger RNA. Its product is annotated as thioredoxin domain-containing protein 11-like. The annotation marks the transcript as partial. The record is from RefSeq and is a predicted model, not a curated record. Lineage: Eukaryota; Metazoa; Chordata; Mammalia; Dermoptera; Cynocephalidae. The transcript has 4 exons.